GAAAAUUAAAUAAAUCAAUAAUCAACCUACAGCACGACGCCAUUGUUUCCUAUGGCUCGACAAGUCACAAAAUUCAUCACCGAUUUAUCAACAAACCUUUCUUCUAAAUCGUUUUCGCAAUCUCGAUGUCUCGCCACGGCCCCGGCAGUGUUCGUUGAUAAAAACACACGUGUCAUUUGUCAGGGGAUCACUGGUAAAAACGGCACGUUUCAUACUCAACAAGCCAUCGACUACGGCACUAACAUGGUAGGAGGAAUUAAUCCGAAAAAGGGAGGGACUGAGCACCUGGGGCUUCCUGUUUUCAAAUCAGUUGCAGAAGCAAAAGCUGAAACCAAAGCUAAUGCAUCUGUAAUAUAUGUUCCUCCACCUUUUGCUGCUAAGGCUAUCAUGGAAGCACUCGAGGCUGAAUUAGAUUUGAUUGUGUGCAUCACGGAAGGAAUUCCUCAGCAGGACAUGGUUAAAGUCAAAGCUGCUCUCUUACAGCAAUCAAAAACCCGUCUGAUUGGUCCUAACUGCCCUGGCAUCAUAAAGCCUGGAGAGUGCAAGAUUGGAAUUAUGCCUGGGUACAUUCACACACCAGGAAGGAUAGGAAUUGUCUCUCGAUCUGGCACUCUGACUUAUGAAGCGGUUUUCCAAACAACUGCGGUUGGCCUAGGGCAAUCAACCUGUGUUGGUAUCGGUGGGGAUCCUUUCAAUGGGACAAAUUUUGUGGAUUGCAUGAAGAAGUUUAUUGCUGAUCCGCAGACAGAAGGUAUAGUUCUUAUCGGUGAGAUAGGUGGUACAGCAGAAGAGGAGGCUGCAGCCCUCAUAAAGAAAAGCGGGACUGAAAAACCCAUAGUUGCUUUUAUUGCUGGACUCACUGCUCCACCUGGGCGACGUAUGGGUCAUGCUGGAGCCAUAGUAUCAGGUGGAAAGGGUACCGCGCAAGACAAAAUCAAGACCCUCAAGGAAGCUGGAGUGACAGUAGUAGAGUCUCCGGCAAAGAUAGGGACAGCCAUGCUCAGCGUUUUCAAACAACGAGGUCUUCUCUAGGCGUGCUCUGCCAUUUCUGAUAGUUGGGAGUUAAUUAUACAUCUUUCAAACAACAUACUACCGUCUACCUAAUAUCUUUUCUCCAGGCAUCUCUAAAUAAACACUCACUCAGUCCUUGUAAUGUUUAAUCUGCACUAUAUCUUUGGGUAAUACAAAUGAGUUAAAGUUUUCCCUU
Daucus carota subsp. sativus is the source of this 1207-nucleotide messenger RNA. Its product is annotated as succinate--CoA ligase [ADP-forming] subunit alpha-1, mitochondrial. Gene Ontology annotation, cellular component: mitochondrion; succinate-CoA ligase complex (ADP-forming). Gene Ontology annotation, biological process: tricarboxylic acid cycle. The coding region runs from base 52 to 1032 and encodes 326 amino acids. NCBI's taxonomy places the organism in Eukaryota, Viridiplantae, Streptophyta, Magnoliopsida, Apiales, Apiaceae. Gene Ontology annotation, molecular function: succinate-CoA ligase (GDP-forming) activity; succinate-CoA ligase (ADP-forming) activity. The record is from RefSeq and is a predicted model, not a curated record. The transcript is spliced from 7 exons.